This is a messenger RNA of Cydia strobilella, 2913 nucleotides long. RefSeq lists its product as uncharacterized. Lineage: Eukaryota; Metazoa; Arthropoda; Insecta; Lepidoptera; Tortricidae. Bases 1 to 2913 code for a protein of 970 amino acids. The record is from RefSeq and is a predicted model, not a curated record. The transcript has a single exon. Gene Ontology annotation, molecular function: nucleic acid binding.
AUGUCUAGACUGCCAGAGUUCGCAAGACGUUAUUCGGAUAAGGUUAAAGAAAACCUUGAAAAAGGUUAUAUUUCAAAAUUGAAUGACAGAGACGUAGCUGUCAGGACAGGAAAGACAUGGUUUUUACCGCACUUCGCGGUUUUUAAUCCUAACAAACCUGACAAGCUGCGAAUAGUUCUCGAUUGCGCCGCUAGGGUGUCGGGGAAAUCGCUCAAUGACCACCUUCUAAGCGGGCCUGACUUUUUGACUUCCCUCCCUGGGGUACUGCUCGCCUUCCGCUGCCACAAGGUGGCAGUAGUGGGUGACAUUCAAGAGAUGUUCCACAGGGUGCUAAUCAGGGAAGAGGACAGACAAGCACAGCGACUUCUAUGGGUCGAUGGUGAGUACGUCAUGAACGUCAUGACGUUUGGCGCCAUAUGUUCACCGGCAUCGGCUCAAUACGUAAAAAACCAAAAUGCUCGUCGCUUUGAAGACUCUCAUCCAAAAGCCGUAGACGCGAUAAUCAAUCACCACUACGUCGAUGACUAUAUCCACUCCAUUGAAACCAUAGACGAGGCGAUCAACACAGUGGAUGACGUACUACGGAUACAUGCAUCCGGAGGCUUCAACAUGCGAAACCUUAUGUCAAAUUCGAAGGAGCUACUGCGACCCCUGCCAGAAGAUAAGCUUGCACCUGGAGGAGUGAAAUUCUUGGCGGACAACAAAGAAGAGCAACUCGAACGAGUCCUAGGCGUUAACUGGGACCCUGAAGCAGACACCUUUGCUUUCAGCAUGAAGUUCCACAGCGUCAGCCAAGAUCUUCAGUCUGGAACGAAGCGCCCAAGCAAGCGAGAAGUGCUCCGCCUCAUUAUGAGCGUCUUUGACCCUUUAGGGUUUCUCCUACCGACCACCAUCAAGGGAAGACUGAUCCUUCAGGACGUCUGGAGAGAUGCCAUUGGCUGGGACGACGAGAUCGGGUCUAGCCAUUAUGACCGAUGGAAGACCUGGCUAAACAAGCUCGAACAAGCGAAGAGUACGAGGAUCCCAAGAUGGCUGAUGACUGAAGAUUCCGCCAUGGGAGAGCAGGUACAGCUUCAUAUCUUUUGUGACGCCAGCUCCCGAGCAUUCUCGACCGUCGCUUACCUACGACUGCCAUUGCUUAAAGGUAAAUGGCACCUAGCCUUUGUGAUGUCCCGAGGACGCAUAGCUCCACUCAAGACCCUCAGCAUCCCUCGACUCGAACUUCAAGCUGCUGUCAUGGGUGCUCGUCUCUCCCGCGUUUUGAGGGAGUACAUUAAAUUUGACGGACCUACGACGUUCUGGACCGACUCGAAGACUGUUGUCGCCUGGCUGAAGUCUGACACGGGGCGUUUCAAGCCUUUCGUCGCGCAUCGCGUUGCCGAAGUCACCGAGCUGACAGACUUCCGUGACUGGAGGUGGGUGCCGACGGACCUCAACCCUGCCGACGACGCAACGCGCGAUGCAGACGCCAUCGAUCGCUCGAGAUGGCUGAACGGACCCGACUUCCUGAAACAGCCCGAAGAGACCUGGCCCAAACCUGACACUGAAGCAUCUUUGGACCCCGACGACGUUGAGGUCAAGGCCGUGUGCUUAAUAAACAGACAUUGCGGACGUGCUCUCCCAGACAUCAGACGGUUCUCCAAAUAUUGGAGAUUCGUGAGGUCUGUAGCCUGGCUUCUCAGGUACGUGAGGAACGCCAGACAACAGCAACUAGGCUCUAUACAAGCCGGCGAACUGACUGCGCAGGAGCUCGACAAUGCUGAACGACUGUGUGCCGUUGACUCCCAAGAGAGAACCUUUGCCGAAGAAAUCUCCACGCUACGACGGUCUAACACGGUGAGCAACAAAAGCUGCCUUCGGCAGCUGACCCCGUAUUUAGACUCUGAUGGUCUCCUACGUGCCCGUGGUAGGACCGAAUCCGCGGUAAGCCUGACUGCAGAAGCCAAACGCCCAAUCAUCUUGCACCCGAAAGAUGAGUUUACGCGACUGCUGGUCCGCCAGCAACAUCUUGACCAAGCGCACGUGAACCGAGAAGAAGCUCACCUCAACCUAAGACGCAAGUGGUGGAUAGUCAGCGGGAGGAAUGCUGUGAAAACCGCCUGGAACGACUGCCAGGUCUGCAAGAAUGCUCGUGUCAAGCCGUCUCCCCCACUAAUGGGGCAGCUGCCGGACAUGAGAGUCACGCCAACAGGCCGUGCCUUCACUCAUACUGGACUCGAUUACUUCGGGGGAGCUGACCGCGAACUCACGCAAGCCGUACGAGCCAUCGACCGAGACGAGCUUACCCGCUUCAGUAGCCCUCGGCAGAUAGAAUGGAGAUUUAUUGCUCCUGUAGCUCCGCACAUGGGAGGCUGCUGGGAGCGAAUGGUCAGAGCCGUGAAGACUGCGCUGAAAGCCACCCUCAAUACCAGGAUCCCCAGGGAGGACACCCUCACCACUCUGCUGGCUGAGGCGGAAGCAAUCGUGAACGGCAGGCCGCUUACCUACGUCCCCCUAGAUCACAAUGACGACUUACCACUUACGCCUAAUGACUUCCUAAUGCCGAUGACAGACCGGACAGGAAUGACUGCAACUUCCGGAACCUUCAACGACGGGGACCUCCUGCGGCGGUCGUGGCGAGAGUCUCAGAGGCUGGCUGACUUACUGUGGAAGCGCUGGGUGAAGGAGUAUUUACCCACCUUGACAAGGCGCGAAAAGUGGUACCAGUCCUCAACCCCCCUCGCUGAAGGUGACAUAGUCGUCAUAGCCGACAGCCAGUCACCUCGCAACCUGUGGCCGCGAGGAAGAGUAGUGAAGACUUACCCAGGACGUGACGGACAGGUCCGAGUGGCAGACGUCCAAACCGGUCAUGGACUGUACCAGCGACCGGUGACUAAACUAUGUAGACUUGACGUGAGACCGACGCAGGAUUGA